Molecule: messenger RNA, 1671 nt
Organism: Amblyraja radiata (thorny skate)
Lineage: Eukaryota; Metazoa; Chordata; Chondrichthyes; Rajiformes; Rajidae
Gene: ccne1
Product: cyclin E1
Exons: 12
Coding region: 77-1294 (405 amino acids)
Source: RefSeq, a predicted model, not a curated record
GAGGCCGGCGCAGGCGCGCUGCGGAGAGAGUGCUGGCGGCUGCGGGACGCCUUUCACCCACACAGCUGCUUGGAGGAUGCCCAGGAAAAGUGCAAGAACAGAAGAACAUUCAACAAAGCCAGCCAAACCUGACGAGGUACUGCGACCCAGAAAGCGAAAGACAUCCGCUGCAAUUUGUGUGCAAGAUUUGGAUAAAAUUAAUGAAGAAUGGGCAGUGAAACCAUUUGAACAUAAGGAUUGUUGGAAAAUUAACACCAACUGCGUGAGUCCGUACAGAUUCAUUUCAUCGCGGAAAAAUCCAGAUGGCAACAUUACAGCGUACUCGACAAGUAAUUGCAAAUUCAAAAGUGUAUUGGUCACCCCAGCUAGAGCUUCACCAUUACCAGCCUUGUGCUGGGCCAAUGGAGAUGAUGUAUGGAAUGUUCUUCUGAAAAAGGAACAGAUGUAUCUGAGAGACAAAGAUUUUUUCCAAAAACACCCACUCUUGCAACCAAAGAUGAGGACAAUUCUUUUGGACUGGCUAAUGGAGGUUUGUGAUGUCUACAAGCUACAAAGAGAGACGUUUUAUUUAGCACAAGACUACUUCGAUAGGUUUAUGGCAACACAGAACAACGUUGUGAAGACCCGAUUACAGCUUAUUGGAAUCUCAACUUUAUUUAUUGCUGCAAAGCUGGAGGAAAUCUACCCACCCAAGUUGCACCAGUUUGCAUCUGUAACUGACGGGGCUUGCACCGAAGAAGAAAUUCUUGACAUGGAACUUGUUAUUUUGAAGGCUCUCAAAUGGAGUUUGUGUCCUGUCACAGUUGUGUCUUGGCUUAACAUCUACAUGCAAGUUGCUUAUUUGAAGGAAAUGUAUGAAGUAUUGGUACCACAGUACCCCCAGGAAAUAUUUAUUAAAGUAAUGGAGCUGUUGGAUCUCUGUGUCUUAGACCUCAAGUGUUUGAAGUUCCUUUAUGGAGUUGUGGCAGCUUCAGCUUUGUAUUUCUUUUCUUCCUGUGACUUGGUUCACAAAGUAUCAGGUUUUGAAUGGAGUGAAAUAGAAGGAUGUGUAAAAUGGAUGAUUCCUUUUGCCAUGACCUUAAGGGAAGCAGGAAGCAUAAAACAGAGGAAUUGGAAAGGCAUCUACCCUGAGGAUAUGCACAAUAUACAGCCGCACUACAACUAUUUGAUAUUAUUGGACAAAGCUCAUUCGAAGCAGGUGCUGCUACUGGAGCAAAGUUCACCUGCAUUGCCAGGUCUUUUAACCCCACCACAAAGCGGCAAGAAGCAGAACUACGGGUGUGGCUCCUUGUGAAACCGAAUUCAACAAUGACAUGGAGUGGGUGAAUGUUUCAUGCUUAGGAAUCCAAAUGCGAAUAUGCUGUAAUGCAAGACCAGGUGGGACUUGAUUUGUGUGAUAUUGAAAGCUGAACGCGGCCAGGAAUUGGACUUGCAUUCUUCCAGUGGCUGUGUCACGUAAUUCUGGAUGUUAAAGAUAAAUUAUUUGUUUUUAAUAUUGACCUUGUCGCCAAAAACUCCAACCAAAUAAGGAGUACUUUUGAGUAAUCCUUUAAGCUGCUAUGGAGGGUGGCUCUGAUAAAUGAUCAGUAAGGUUAUAAUAUUGAUUUAUAAAAUUGUUUAUGAACUUUAAGCUGCUAUGUUUAUUUCAAAUAAAGGUACAUCUACACUCUU